GCCACACUGCCGCCAAAAAAUCGCAACAUACCGCGACGCACAGAAUACUACGGCCGAUUUGACUCAACAACGCACAAUCCUCAACGUAGCCACGGAAACGCGAGGUUACGGCCGCUUCGACCUCCACCAGUGAUGAUGUGAUGGCCGUCCCGCGCGCCACGCUUUCAACUCUUUUUUUCUUCCCAGCUCUUUCCUGAUACACCAGCACGAAAGCAGCGCAGUGCAACAACCAACUCUCGAACUACCUAAGGUCGGGUACUGACUGCGUCGUGCCUUGCUGACAUCCAGAGUCGGCUUACCUUUUGGACUGUGGUGACUCUUCAGCGGCCACGGGCCCUGUUCUGCUUCUUCAACAUGGAGGGCGCUUUCACCCACCUUGGAAACCAUCUCGUUUCCGACUCCGCGGCGGCCAUCAAGGCCGGCGGCUCCGACGAGCUCUCGAACAUCGACCCGGACGACAACCUGCUGUACGGCGUCCUCGGAGGCCGUGGUGCGGACGCUGGUCUCGGCAGUGCGAGACGCCGCCAAGAUGACGAAGACAACGAGACCGAGGUCUUCGACGACGACGACGAGAGUCUGUCCAGCGUCCAGGUCGACGGCAUGAAGGGCCUCAAACUGAACGGCCCCGAAGAGGAGAAGGAGCUUCCAGCCCACGCUUGCGCCUAUUGCGGCAUUCAUUCCCCCGCAAGCGUUGUCAAAUGCCUCACCUGCAACAAGUGGUUCUGCAGCGCUCGCGGGAACUCGAGCUCCUCGCACAUUGUCAACCACCUCGUGCGAGCUCGCCAUAAAGAAGUCCAGCUUCACCCCCAAUCAUCGCUGGGCGACACCGUUCUCGAGUGCUACAACUGCGGGAUCAAGAACGUGUUUACGCUCGGCUUCAUCCCGGCCAAAUCCGACACCGUGGUAGUCCUCCUCUGCCGGCAGCCUUGCGCGGCAAGCACCUCGACCAAGGACAUGAGCUGGGACAUUUCAAGAUGGCAGCCGCUCAUUGAAAACCGGACCUUUCUGAAUUGGCUCGUCCAGCCGCCCACCGACGCCGAGCAGCUUCGCGCUCGACAUCUCACCCCGCCCAUGAUCGCCAAGCUUGAGGAGAUGUGGAAAGUGGCGCCUGGGGCCACCGUCGCCGACCUGGAAAAGCGCGCGAGCGUUGACGACGAUCCGCAUCCCGUGCUGCUCAAGUACGACGACCCCUACCACUACCAGAACAUCUUUGGCCCGCUCGUCAAGAUGGAGUCGGAUUACGACAAGAAGCUCAAGGAGGCGCAAUCGGAGGACAACCUCCAGGUCAAGUGGGAUUACGGGUUGGAGAACAAGCAUGUGGCCAUCUUCGUCCUGCCCAAGAUCGAGUCGGGCGAUGUCAAGCUGGCGGUGGGCGACGAGAUGAGGCUGAAGUACAAGGGCGACCUCCGCCCGCCGUGGGAGGGCGUCGGCUAUGUCACCAAGAUCCCCAACAACCAGAACGACGAGGUUCACCUUGAGCUGCGGAAGUCGGGCAACGACAAGGCAGUGCCGACCGACGUCACCACCAAUUUCUCGGCCGACUAUGUUUGGAAGGCCACCUCGUAUGACCGCAUGCAGCUCGCCAUGAAGACGUUUGCGGUUGACGAGAUGAGCGUCUCGGGCUACAUCUUCCACAAGCUACUCGGCCACGAAGUCGCAUUGGUGCCCAUGAAGACACCGAUGCCUAAGAAGUUCCACGCCCCCGGCCUGCCGGAGCUGAAUCACAGCCAGAUCACGGCCAUCAAGACGGUGCUGUCGACGCCGCUCAACCACAAGUGCUUGGUCGAGGGCCCUCUCACCAACCUGCAGACGUCGCUCUUGCAGUUCAGCAAACCCAAGACGUCCUUCCGCCCUCCGCGUUACGGUCAGCAGACGCACGCGGCGGGUGGCUACCCCAACGGCCGAUACGGCGGCGGCGGCAUGAACGGGUCGGCCAGGGACUACGAGACGGGCUCUAUGCUUUCGUACAUCCCCGACGAUGUAUCGUCGAUCCACAGCUCCGCCUUGGGCGGCGCCGGGUUGAGCUCGGCCUAUCCGCACAUGUUCUCCAACUUCCACCCCGAUCAGUGGCCAGGAUUGCCGGGUGUGGGCGGGGGUGGCCGUCCCGGGGCCAAGGGCCGCGGCCGCGGCGCCGAGAGCAUCGCGGGCGAGAGCAUCGCCAACAGCGAGUUCACCGACGCGAGCGCCAGCGUCAUUGGCGGCAAGGGCGUUGGUCAAGGAGGAGCCAGCCUCGGCGCCGGCCUUAGCGAGACAGUCAGCGCCGCGCGGCCGACCUCAUAUACGCAGGACGACCGUCUGAAGCAGUACGUCGAGCACGACAAGCGCAUGGGACUCGGCAACGGGUUCGGACGGCGGAUCGACGAUGACGAGAAGAGCAUCAGCACCGCUUUUGCUAGUCAGAUCGGGUCUGGCAGAGAAGCAGGCACACGGGGCCAGAUCCUAGGAGCAGCUGCCUGCCUUCCUCUUUCGCCGGGGCCUCGGUCGAGCAGACGAUCUCCCAACCUGCAAGAGUCCGGCGCGCCCGCAGCUGCAGGAAGCGAUGGGAGCGCAGAUGCUCCCUCAAGAGCACACCUCCCCGCCGACCAGAGGCUUGCUCGGCAGCCGUCGGCCGCAUCCCAGGCCCCGCGCCUUGGCCGUUUCGAGGUCCGGCAACGGCUCCGGCUCCGCGCCGUCGUCGGGUGCCAGGCGCAGCAGCGACGCCAGCGGCGGCGACGCCGCUAUCGUGAGGAUGUGCAGCAGGUGGUGCGCCAGCACUUCCUCGUCCAGCGGGUUGCUCAGAUACCCCGGGUCGAUCGCCGGGUCCGCCAGCGGGACACCGCUCGCGAUGUGCACGCUGCCCCGCGACAGCGGAUGCGACAGCAGCGCGCCGAUCGACACGAACUUGCCCGGGGCCGGGCCCUCGCCACCGCCGCUGGCCCCCGCCGGCCGCUCGAACGCCACCGCCGGCGACUGCGAGAUCACGCUGAGAUAGGCGGCCGACGGCACGGCCGGGUCGAGGAGCAUGCGCUCAGCCAGCUCUUCGUCCCCGGCCAACUCCUCUGGGCAGCCGCCAACACCUGCGUCAAGAUCUCCAUCCUGUCGCUUUACGUGAGCCUCUUCCCGGACCAACGCUUCAUCGUUACCUGCUACGUCACCAUGGCCGUGACGAUCUGCUACUUCACCUCGGUGCUGCUCGAAACCUUCCUGCUCUGCAAGCCGGUGCAGUACAACUGGGACAAGUCCAUCGCCGGCAGCUGCGACGGGCAGAACACGGCCUACCUGGUCGCCGGCAUCACCAACCUGGUCAUCGACGUCUUCGUCGUCGCCUUACCCAUGCCGAUGCUGUUCGGUCUGCGCAUGUCGCUGCCCAAGCGGCUGGGCGUCAUCGGCAUGUUCAGCCUGGGCGCCUUCAUCUGCAUCGUGUCGCUGCUGCGCAUCCUCUGGCUGCUGAACUGGGACCUCAACGACAUGACCUACACCGUGGUCCCGGGCACCAUCUACACAGUGCUGGAGCCCACCCUGGGCAUCGUCAACGCCUGCCUGCCGACCAUCAAGCCCGCCCUCGCCCGGCUCGCCCCCGCCGGCGCAUGCGCAGGCAUCCGGGACCGCCUGACGGCGCGGAGCGGGACGAGCGGCAAGCACGCGGGUGGGAAUCAGGGUCACGGCAGCAGCGGUGGCGGCGGCGGCGGCGGCAGCAGACUGGCAGACUCCGGGCGGGACCGGUCCCGCAGCACCAUCAAGGGCCUCUACACGCGCCAGUUCGAGCGGCUCGAGUCCGACGACGCCAUCACGCUCGUCGGCAUGCAGCAGCACUCGGCUGUCAGCCAUCCCGAGAGUGUCGACGGGGCCGACGCGGCCGACGGGCCCCACGAGCCCAACGCGUCUGGUAUCACCACAUUGUAUGGCGUUCAUGGGACCAUUUUUACGGAUUACGAGGAAAAGGAAAUCGAGCAAGGCAUCAAUUGA
Messenger RNA from Thermothielavioides terrestris NRRL 8126, 3945 nucleotides. RefSeq lists its product as uncharacterized. Lineage: Eukaryota; Fungi; Ascomycota; Sordariomycetes; Sordariales; Chaetomiaceae. The transcript has 8 exons. Gene Ontology annotation, cellular component: cytoplasm. The record is from RefSeq and is a predicted model, not a curated record. The coding region runs from base 355 to 3945 and encodes 1196 amino acids. Gene Ontology annotation, molecular function: RNA helicase activity; RNA binding; ATP binding. Gene Ontology annotation, biological process: nuclear-transcribed mRNA catabolic process, nonsense-mediated decay.